AUGGCUACUAGCAGAAAACGAAGUGCACCAAGUACCAAUGCUGGAUCUUCCCAGAACACGUGUCAUACUAGAAGUUCACAUAGGGAGCCUCAUGUUGAGCCGGCACCUUUGUUGGGUGCAGCCGACACACAGAUGUCUGCACCUUCUGGAUCUCAUACUUAUUCCUCUGGUUCAUCCGAUGGACCUGUUCAUUCUGAUACUUCCUCGCAUCCAGAGCUUUGUUCUGUACUCCUGCCAGUGCCUGAGCAGCCACCUACAACUUUGCAGGUACCACCCAUGCCUAGCAUGCAAACAACGUUUCGCAUUCAAGGGUAUAAUCACUGUCAGCCAGCUCCAACAGCACCCAUGCAGUCACUUGCACUGGCACCUCCUCACUCUCCUAUGCAACCUCCCAACCCCCAAGCUUUUGAGCAUUGUCGUCCCACUGAAUCCAUGCCAGUCCCAGCUUGUGAUAUCUGGUCUUUCUAUGUGAAGACAGGGGACCGCCAUCAUUGCGCAUCUUGCAUCACCGAAGACUUUGAAGACAGUGAUAACAUUGCAAAGCAAUCUGAUUUUGGGCUGAAAACUAGCACCAAUAUCCUACAGUGUCACUUACUCGACUUCCAUGUUACUGCAUGGUUGACAAAGUGUGAACAACUGGGCAUUGAAGUUUGUACAAAGCAGAAAGCAUACCGGGAUGCCAUUAACAACUUUCAAAUUGAACAAGGCAAGCAACUACCAUCAUCCGGUGGCACUACACAGCAUCCAUAUUCAAAAGAGUCAUUCAUCGAUGCACUGUCCAUCAAUGUUAUUGAGAAUCCACACCUUCAUGCCAUAUUCUUGAUGCUACACGAAGGUCUUAAAGAGUCUGACAUUCCACAUCGCUAUUCCCCAUGA
Molecule: messenger RNA, 876 nt
Organism: Desarmillaria tabescens
Lineage: Eukaryota; Fungi; Basidiomycota; Agaricomycetes; Agaricales; Physalacriaceae
Exons: 5
Coding region: 1-876 (291 amino acids)
Source: RefSeq, a predicted model, not a curated record